This is a messenger RNA of Sesamum indicum (sesame), 1348 nucleotides long. RefSeq names its product vignain. The record is from RefSeq and is a predicted model, not a curated record. NCBI's taxonomy places the organism in Eukaryota, Viridiplantae, Streptophyta, Magnoliopsida, Lamiales, Pedaliaceae. Gene Ontology annotation, biological process: proteolysis. Gene Ontology annotation, molecular function: cysteine-type peptidase activity.
ACUCUUCCAUUCUCUAAAUCUUCACAUCUACUACACAAAACUCAUAGAUUCUUGAACAUGAAGUCGUCUCUCGUAUUAGUGAUUCUGUCCCUUGCUCUGGUCGUUGGUCUAGUUAAGAGCUUUGAUUUUCAUGAGAAAGAGCUCGAGACUGAGGAGAGCUUGUGGGACAUGUACGAGAGGUGGCGGAGCCACCACACGGUGUCGAGGAGCAUCCAAGACAAGCACAGGCGCUUCAACGUCUUCAAAGCCAAUGCUCACUAUGUCCACAGUUUCAACAAGAAGGACAGGCCUUAUAAGUUGAAACUCAACAAGUUUGCUGACAUGACCAGCCAUGAGUUCAGGAGCCUUUACGCCGGCUCUAGGGUCAAGCAUCAUCGCAUGCUGCAAGGGAGUUUACGUGGAAAUGGGACGUUUAUGUACGCGGACGUGCAGAGCGUUCCACACUCCAUUGAUUGGAGGAAGAGUGGGGCGGUUACUGCUGUCAAAGAUCAAGGCCAAUGUGGUAGUUGUUGGGCAUUUUCGACCGUGGUGGCAGUGGAGGGGAUAAACUAUAUCAAGACAAACAAACUUGUUUCCCUGUCUGAGCAAGAACUUGUCGAUUGUGACACUGAUCAGAAUGAGGGGUGUAAUGGAGGACUGAUGGAUUUAGCCUUUGAGUUCAUCAAGAAGAAGGGAGGUAUCACAACAGAGGAGAACUAUCCUUACAUAGCUGAAGAUGGAGAGUGCGAUGCCCACAAGGAGGAUUCUCCAGCUGUCGCAAUCGAUGGACACGAGAACGUUCCAGCGAACGACGAAGAUGCAUUGUUGAAAGCAGUAGCACAUCAGCCUGUAUCAGUUGCCAUAGAUGCAGGAGGUUCUGAUUUCCAGUUCUACUCAGAGGGAGUGUUCACAGGAGACUGUGGAACGGAACUGGACCACGGGGUGGCAGCGGUGGGAUACGGGACGACCCUGGACGGGACCAAGUACUGGAUCGUGAAGAACUCGUGGGGGCCGGAAUGGGGAGAGAAAGGUUACAUCAGAAUGCAGCGUGGUGUGCACGCGAAAGAGGGACUGUGUGGCAUAGCAAUGGAAGCAUCUUAUCCCAUCAAGAACUCUUCCGACAAUCCUGGAGCAGUACCUCAUACUAAAUCCUACCACAAAGAUGAACUCUAAGUUGUCUGAACUGGAGAUGGCCAGGGAUUUGGCAACUCUUCCUUUUCAUUUUCUUACCAGUUCAGUUCAAGAUUAUCUAUACCUCACAUUUGUUUGUCAACUUCACAGUUCACACAAGCUGGAUACCUCAUAUAUAUCUGUUGUGUUCAACGUUACAUUGAUGAAAUAAAUAUAUACUUUUUUCUUAUUGCAUUAA